This is a messenger RNA of Cucurbita pepo subsp. pepo (vegetable marrow), 971 nucleotides long. RefSeq names its product ubiquitin family protein. Gene Ontology annotation, molecular function: protein binding. The record is from RefSeq and is a predicted model, not a curated record. Lineage: Eukaryota; Viridiplantae; Streptophyta; Magnoliopsida; Cucurbitales; Cucurbitaceae.
CAUUUCAGCUGGAUCCGGUUUGAAGGGAUUGCAGACUCUGAUGAGAGAAGACGGAAGCUCCCUCUCACUGCACGCAAAUCGCUGGAAGGCGUAGCCGAAUCUUUGUCUGUGUCAUGGCGGAGAUUGUUGAGGUCCCCAAUUUCAAUCGGAACAUUAGCGGAGCACCCAAUUCGAGCGUCAGCUAUGGCAAUCCUCCGGAAAACACAAUCGAGAUCACCAUUCGAACCAUCGGCCCUGCGCGUCCCUCUCGCCUUCUCGUCCCUUCGCCGAUCAAGGUGUGCGACUUGCGGAAGCUGGUCGCGGAGCGCAGUCAAUUACCCAUUGGGAAUUUGAAGCUUAUUUUACGAGGAAAAAUUUUGGAUGACUCUAAAAAUGACGAUGAUGUCUUUGUGCGGCUCAAUCAUGGCGAUUCAUUGACUGUUGCUGUGAAACCAAGGCCCCCAGCCGAACAUCUUCGUGAUGAUUCUGAUGAUGAGGAGGAUGAUCUGAAGUUUCGGCUUCCAGAGUCUUCAAGUCGGUUGAAGAAGAAAAUUUACAAUUUUCUGCGUGAGAAGUUGAAGUUUCCUGAUAUCCUUUUGAUGGUGAUUUUCUCUCUUAGUCUAAAGGCUUGGGUUGCUAUACUUAUCUGGUUUAUCAUGGCACCUGUUGCCCAUAGCUGGGACCUUGGACCUUUAUAUAUACUUGGCACUGGUUUUUGCAUCAUUCUACUAAAUCUUGGACAUCGGCGAUCUGGGGAAAUGAGUGCAUAUUCCAUCUUCAACGAAGGUUUCAGAGAGCUUCCAGGGACCCUCAAUGCAGACCGCCUCGAUAGAGACGUUCGGCUGGGUCAGUUCUGAUAAACUUAAUAUGUUAAUGCUGAUUUUGUAGUCGAACUAUAGACAAAAGGUAAUGUUCCUAAGGAAAGUUAACACUCCUGUUCUGUUCACUUACGUGUAUAAAAGUUCCAUCUUCAGUAAAAUGAUUGAUUGGCA